Messenger RNA from Venturia canescens, 2538 nucleotides. Its product is annotated as DDB1- and CUL4-associated factor 8-like. The transcript has 11 exons. NCBI's taxonomy places the organism in Eukaryota, Metazoa, Arthropoda, Insecta, Hymenoptera, Ichneumonidae. The coding region runs from base 300 to 2021 and encodes 573 amino acids. Gene Ontology annotation, cellular component: Cul4-RING E3 ubiquitin ligase complex; cytoplasm. The record is from RefSeq and is a predicted model, not a curated record. Gene Ontology annotation, molecular function: protein binding.
CAAUUCCUUUCAAAUCACGUACAAGAAUAUCGUGUUAUUAUUUUUUUCAAACCUGUUGGCCGGUCAAUUCGGAAAUCCAGAAGCUAAAAUAAAGGAUCGUUAUCCUCAGAAACCUAUCGAAGAGGAAGAAAAGUUAUUAUUCGUGUGAUAACUCGUUAUAUAUAAAUUCGUAACUUCGUGAUUCUUUUCGCUGUUUUCACCUCGCAAUCAUCGUUAAUUCCGUGUGUUUCAGAACGUCAAAUAACCUCAAAUGUAGACUCUGGUCAAGGUUUUGGUUAUCGUUAUAACGACAAUACAGGAUGGAGAAAAAUGUUGAAGAGAAAGUAGAACAUGACAAGAAGCUUGAGAAUCAUUCGAUUGAAAACUUGAACGAUUCAGAAGUGGCACCUGAAAAUCAAGCGAGCACAAGUAGUGCAAUUUUUAAUCGUUCAAAAAGAAAUACCAAGAGACGAAGUUAUCGUCAGAAAAAUUCGAACAUCGAUGAAAAUAACUCGAACAGCUCAAACGUCGAUGAUUCGACUAAACCUAGCAGCAGCAUUACGAAUUUGAAUGAAUCUGAAGAACAGACAAAACUAACUUCUUGUACAACCACCUUAAAUGGAAAAGACACGAGUACUGGAACUGCAAGUGAAAGAAAUAAAAGUCCUAAUGCAGACUGUUUCACUCCAGAUGGUUCUGACACAUCUUCCAUUAUUGAUAGUGAUCAUGAACGUAAAGAAAACUCAGACGAUUGGACAACAUCGGAAGAAGAAAAAUAUCUUACACCGACAGUUCUCAGCAAAGUCAAGCCUAAACCAACCUUGAACGUCAUAAAAGAGAUUGUCCACAGACAGAUACGUCCAGGAGUUCAAUUCGAAAGGAAAUUUUAUGGGUCUCUUUAUAUGGUAGAGCGUUUGCAAUAUUUGCAUUCACUCGAAGAACAUCGGGACUGCGUAAACACAGUUGAGUUCAACGCCCAAGGCAAUCUUCUUGUCAGUGGAUCCGACGAUUUGGAAGUGAUUGUUUGGAAUUGGGCAACUGGAAGAAUGCGCAAGCCUUAUUACAGUGGUCAUCGGAAAAAUAUUUUUCAGGCGUCAUGGUUACCUCGCGACGACUUAUCAAUGAUGGUAACAUGUUCCAGUGAUGGUCAAGUACGAUUGCUAGAUUUGAACAACGGUACUACACGAAAAUUAGCUGCACAUCGAGGACCUUGCAAUAGAUUUGCCAUUCAUCCGGAGUAUCCCAACGUCGCAAUAUCCGUUGGAGACGAUGGUAAAAUUCUGUCCAUAGAUGUACGAGACGGCGAAACUUCAAAAUUGGUGACACCGAAAGAAAAAGGUUUUUCUAUGCAACUAUACACGAUUCAAGCGAAUCCUCAAAACUGUAACGAAUUCUGCAUUGGCGGUCAUUCGGAAUUCGUUAGAAUUUACGAUCGUCGUAAAGCCAAGGAACCCACUUUGAUUCUGCGUCCUAAAAAUUUAGUUGAAACCGCACAGAUUCACGUUACUGCUGUCGCAUACAAUUAUAACGGCACUGAGAUACUUGCGUCUUACAAUAACGAUGACAUUUAUCUUUUUGAUACCCUUAUACCUCAUCCAAACGGUGAUUACGCCCACAAGUACCAGGGUCAUCGUAACAAUAAGACAAUAAAGGGUGUCAAUUACUUCGGACCGGAAAGUGAAUUUAUCGUUUCUGGUUCAGAUUGUGGUAAUAUAUAUAUCUGGGAAAAAAAUACAGAAGCUAUAGUCCAAUACUUGCCGGCAGAUGCUGAAGGAGUGGUUAAUUGCGUCAAACCUCAUCCACAUAUUCCCAUAUUAGCCAGCAGCGGUUUAGACAGCGACGUCAAAAUUUGGAUCCCAUCGGCUGUUAAUCCACCUUCUCUUUUGACCAGAACUGGUCUCAAAGAAUCGGUUACAGCGAACUUGAGGGAUCGAAUGAAUAGUCAUCUUUCACAUGAAAGUCAUUAUGAUAAUUUAUACUACGAACUAACGCGUCUUCGAUCGAACAAUCUAUGGAACGGAAUAUCGAGUGACGAGGAUUAAGAUGAUGAAUAAUACAUGGCGAAUUGAAAUGGGAUUACGAAUAAGGAAAGCAACGUAACAUAGAAAAUAUUAUUAUUGCUAUGCGGGCGAAAACACAUGAAUCUUCAAUAUGAAAAAGGAGUUGAAAUAUUUUAUACAUUUUGUCGUGUUUUUUCAUAAAUAUUAUAUAACGAUAUUAUAAAUAGUGCAACUUCAGAUUAUGCGAAAGAAAAAGUUCCGUUACGAACAUCAGUAAUUCGAGAGAUUUUAAAAAUCACCAAAAAUUUACUGUUCAUGUUUGUCUUGAUAUAAAAAUAAUUUCGAUUACAAUUACAAAUUACAAAGAUCUUCCCCAAUAGUAAAUUUACAUUUCCCGAUCCCGGCAAUAAUUUUACGUUUCUCCGUGAGCCUUUUAUUAUUAAGCCACUGAAAUAAAUUAUUUACUGCAUUAUUUACUAUUACGUUGAGGCUGGUUGUUUCACAACAAAAACAAAAAAAUCUAUACACAAAUAAAGAGGGGGUAAAUUAUUAUUUUAAA